AUGAGAGAACUCCCCAUCCGCCCCUCGGGCAUCUUCUGGCAAGACGACUUCAUCACGGCAGAGCACGAGGCCGAGCUCAUCGACAUCUUCCGCAACGAGCUGGAGUGGCCCGAGCGCAACGGCCGGCUGUCGCUGCACUACGGGUACACCUUCGACUACAAGACCUUCGGCGUCGACCCGGACGUCCCCUUCAUCCCCUUCCCGGACUGGCUGCGCCCGCUCAUCCCGACCGCCGAGGGCCGCGACCCGGACCAGGUGUGCCUGCAGCAUUACCCGCCGGGCGCGGGCAUACCGCCGCACGUGGACACGCACUCGGCGUAUGAUCAGCUGUAUGCGCUCAGCCUCGGGUCGAGCGUCAUGAUGCAGUUUACGCUGACGCACCCGCCUGCUGCUGGUGCUGCUGGUGCUGCUGGGGAUGCGGAAGGGGAGAAGGAGAUGGUGGAGGUUGACCUCGUGCCGAGGAGUAUGCUUCAGAUGUCGGGAGAUUCGAGGUUGCAUUGGACGCACGGGAUCAGGAAGAGGAAGACGGAUACGUUGCCUGAUGGUACUGUCAGGCGGCGCGAGGAUAGGUGGAGUAUCACGUACCGGUGGGUUAGGGAGCCUGCGGUUUGCGAGUGUGGGAAUCUGAAGUUGUGUGAUACUGCGCAGCGGAGGGCGGGUGUAGAGAAGGAGUACCGGUGGAAGAAGGGGGAUGAGAAGGGGGAUGGGACAAGUGAGGCUGCAAGGGAAUCAUGA
This is a messenger RNA of Colletotrichum truncatum, 735 nucleotides long. RefSeq names its product 2OG-Fe(II)oxygenase. The record is from RefSeq and is a predicted model, not a curated record. Lineage: Eukaryota; Fungi; Ascomycota; Sordariomycetes; Glomerellales; Glomerellaceae. Gene Ontology annotation, molecular function: oxidoreductase activity; demethylase activity. Gene Ontology annotation, biological process: demethylation.